Molecule: messenger RNA, 5267 nt
Organism: Erpetoichthys calabaricus (reedfish)
Lineage: Eukaryota; Metazoa; Chordata; Cladistia; Polypteriformes; Polypteridae
Gene: abhd12
Product: abhydrolase domain containing 12, lysophospholipase
Exons: 15
Coding region: 244-1407 (387 amino acids)
Biological process (GO): phosphatidylserine catabolic process; monoacylglycerol catabolic process
Cellular component (GO): endoplasmic reticulum membrane
Molecular function (GO): phosphatidylcholine lysophospholipase A1 activity; monoacylglycerol lipase activity
Source: RefSeq, a predicted model, not a curated record
GGUCAAAGGUAGCUCUGAUCAGCUGGUGCCUGCGGAGUUCGUCUUGUGUGAACAAUGUAGCGAAGUGCGGAGUGUCAGCGGCGCCUUGCAGAGAACAUCACUCUGGGAGCCGAUGUGCACCGCACCAGAAUAGCCAGACGAGUACCGGGGAGAGCAGGGCACCGCUUUAGCCGCCUGCGUGUCACUGAUUCGUUUUCAUUGUUUUGCCGCAACGUCUUUUCUGUGUUGAUCUCGAUUUCAGUUAUGCGAAAGCGAAGAAAUUCUCUGAACUCGGACCAGGAGAACUACGGCGGCAGCGAGUCCAACUCUCAUCUGAAACAAGCCGCCAAAGAAUCGCCAGGCAGCCGAAGAAGAGGAGAAGUUCAGUGCCAGUCCGGCAGCUCUGAUGCGGAAAAAAUGGGCACGAGAAGAUCAGGAAGGUAUGUGGCUUUGAAGAAGGUUGCUCUUUGGCUCCUUGGGCUCUAUGUUGCCAUUCCAUUCAUCAUCAAACUCUGUCCUUCCAUUCAGGCCAAGCUGGUGUUCCUGAAUUUCGUGCGGAUGCCCUACUUCAUUGACUUGAGAAGGCCUCAGGACCAGGGGCUCAAUCACACGCUCAACUUCUACCUGCAGCCUGAGGACGGCGUCAACAUUGGCGUCUGGCACACAGUCCCAGAGGCCUUUUGGAGGGAGGCUCAGGGAAAAGACCAGCAAUGGUUUGAAGAUGCCCUGGCUUCCACCCACCCUGUCAUCCUAUAUUUGCAUGGCAAUGCUGGCACCAGAGGUGGAGACCACAGAGUGCAGCUCUACAAGGUCUUGAGUUCACUGGGUUACCAUGUUGUGACCUUUGACUACAGAGGGUGGGGUGAUUCCGACGGUGAGCCCUCCGAGAGGGGCAUGACGGCCGACGCCAUCUUCAUGUAUGAAUGGGUGAAGAGGAGGAGCGGCAACAAUCAGCUUUACGUUUGGGGCCAUUCGCUAGGAACUGGUGUUGCCACAAACCUUGUCCGAGAUCUCUCUGAACGAGGGAGCCCUCCUGAUUCCUUAAUCCUGGAGUCGCCGUUCACCAACAUCCGGGAGGAAGCCAGAAGCCAUCCUUUCGCAAUGAUUUACAGGAAUCUUCCGGGCUUUGACUGGUUCUUUCUGGAUGCCAUCACGGCCAACGACAUCCGAUUUGCCAGCGAUGAGAACGUGAACCACAUCUCAUGUCCGGUGCUGAUUCUCCAUGCAGAAGACGACACUGUGGUCCCGUUUCAUCUGGGGAAGAAGCUGUAUGAAAUCGCUGCCAGCUCCAAGAGCCUCCGUGGACACAAAGUUCAUUUUAUUCCGUUUCCCAUGACCCUCGGCUACAGACACAAGUACAUCUACCGGAGCCCGGAGCUGCCGCACAUACUCAGGGACUUCCUGAGCGCAGCCGGCUCACACGCAUAACGUCUGACUGUCCUUGGGUUGUUGAAAUUCCUGUCACCUGAGCCCGGGUGAGAAGACCUUUGAAUCAUUCCUUUCAAACUGAGAGCAGAGACAGAGACUGGUGAUUGCCUUGGCAUGACGGGACAGGAAUUUGUGCUUACGACGCCCGAGAGGCUGGGUAUCCAAACCCGAAGAAAAGACAACGUGCGCCGAGGAGGAGGGGAGAACAGUGGACUGAAAAUGGCUUGCUGACGUACUUGAGGUCUCCUGCUAGGUGGCGCUGUCUGAGGAGGCCUGCUGGUUUCAUUUCUCGCCGGUCAUCAGGUUUUCACAGGAGCGACUCGUGGACACGUGCCGUCGGACCCCCACUGCGCUCUGUCUCUCUCUCUCUCUGGUGAACGUUUUGUACCCUGAAGACACAAUUUUAAACGAGCGGCUGGUCACCGCAAACUGAGCUCCAGCCUGGUAAGAUAAAGAAUAGCAUCCUGUAGACAGUGGGAAGGGUAAAGUGAGCUAAAGGUCCUAAGGAUAAAGCUGUCUUUGCUUUUUUUGUUUUCCUUUUUCAAAUUUAUGAAAACUGAAAUUGCUUCAUAAGCCUGGACUUCCCAUACCCGUUGCUCUACCACGGUUGUAAAUUUUGACGCAACGGGUGAUCCUGAAAUGGGAAUUUGUCCUGGUGGGUGCCCGACGGGUUUUCUUUAAAUGGUGGCAGGAUAGCCGAGUGCUCUGCAUAGCUGACUGCAGCUGUGUUUGAGGAAGAGGAGGAGGAUGUGGUAAUUGUAGUGACAUCCUUGCCAUUGUCCACUUCCAAAUGUUUUAAAAUGACGGACUGAAACUGAGCCAAUGGCCGUUACCCACUAUAGAGCGCCACUCCCUGGCAUGGAGUCGCACUUCAGUUUGUUUAGAUUAAAGCGACUUUACCAACGUUGUUUUUUUUUAAAUUCACUCUAUUUUUUUUAAUUUAGUUGUGUGUGACUGUUCUCACAUCAUGUGGUUCACGUUUCCUACGCCACUCUGGAUGGAGCGGCUUGUUUCUAAUCAAACUUAUUAGCAUAAUCACCGAAGCCACGCCCACCAGUCUCCUUGCAAACACAAUUCUCUUGACGUUUGUGUGUGUCCAGAAGUUCAUCGAUAGCCGAGUCUCGACCCCUAUGACAGGAAUCGUCUCAGUCGCCAGUAAGUCACUGGUUUGCUCUGCACUGCACUCUCCUCCUCGACUUACGAGCCAACAUUUCGACACUCGUAGAUAACGAUGGGUCCUGAAAUUCAAUUAUUGAUGAGCGUCAACCCCUUUGAUCUAACUCUCCAUGAUCGACUAAAUAGUCUGACCCAUCGUUUUAGGGCCCGAGGAUCAAAAUGAGUCCUGAAAUUCAUCAGUUGUAGAGUUGUGAGCUGUUUGACCAGCCACUCAGAAGUAGUCGACUCCGCAGUCAGCCCAACUGUAGCCCCUCGUAGUGGCACCACUCUGAUUAUUUACCGCCGUUUGCUCUGCACUGCACUCUCCUCCGUGAUGACGUCGUUUGUGGGGCUUGGUGAUAGAAAUGAAACUUGAAGUUUAUCACUUGACGAGUCUCGACCUGUUUGGGCGGCCACUCAGAAGUCAUUGUCUGAGUACUCAGUCCCAUUGUAGCUCCCCCUAGUGGCCUCAUUCUGAUUAUUAUCAUUGUUCGCGCUACACUGCACUCCUCCUCCCUGGUGACUCGAGACUCAUCAUGUUGACAGUUAUGGGUACAACGAGUCCUGAAAUUCAUCUAAUGACCGGUGUCGACCCAUUCGCUCGUUUAAUUUACCACUUGAUCAUCCAUUCCAAGUCAUCGGCUCAACUGUCAGUCCACUUGUUGUGACCCCCACUUUAAUUACGUAUCAUUGUAUGUUCUGCAUUGUGCUCUCCUCCUCGUUUGUAGGACUCAAGGAUAGAAGCGAGUCCCGAAAUUCAUCGAUUUGACGAGCGUCGACCCAUCUGAUCCUUCCAUUUAACGCUUGACCAUUCGCUCAGAAAUAACCGACUCCAAGUCAGGGCCAUUGUAGCGCCGCCUAAUGACACCAAUCUAGUAAUUUAGCGUUGUUGGCACUGCACUCUCCUCAUUGUUUUCAAGACUCGAGAACGGAAAUGAGUCCUGACAGUCAUCGAUUGACGAGUCUCAACGUGUUUGACUGGCUGUCGUCGUCAGUAAUUAGUUACCUUUGUUUGCUCUGCACGUCUAUUUGGCCCUCGUAGGUAAAAAUGAGUCUGGAUAUUCAUCAGUUGAUGAGUCUCGAGCCGUUUGACUCACCACUCCAAAGUGUCCAUCCAUCCAAAGUCAUCGACUCAAUAGUCAAGUGGUAUCAUUCAAAUUAUUUAUCGUUGUUUGAGCUAGAGUGAACUGUCCUCACCAGUGUCAUCGUUUUAGGACCCGUUAAUAUAAUUGAGCCUGGAAGCUCAUCGACUGACGAGUCUCAACCCAUUUGACUGGCCGCUCCAAAUAAUCGUCUCAAUGGCUGCUCAUUAAUUAGUUUGGUCUGCACUGCACUGCACUCCUCAACCUCGAGUCGUCGUUUUGGCCCUCGUACAUAACAAUGAGUCCGGAAAUUCAUCAGUUGAUGAGUGUCGACCCAUUUGAUCCUUUUGUUUAACUUGUGACCAUCCAUCUAAAGUAAUCGAUUCAAUAGUCAGCCUCAUCAUAGCUCCCCCUGGUGGUAUCACUUUAAUUUACCGUCGUUUGAGCUGGAGUGCACUCUCCUCACCAGUGACUUGAAAGUCAUCAUUUUUAGGACUUGUAAUAGAAAUGAGUCCUGAAAUUCAACGACUGUUGAGUCUCGAUUCAUUUGAUUGGCCACUCCAAAGUAGUCGUGUCGAUCAUCAGUAAUUAGAUGCCAUUGUUUGCUCUGCACUGCAUUCUCCUCCACGACCUAAGUGUCAUCAUUUUGGCACUCGUAGGUAAAAAUGAGUCUGGAAAUUCAUCAACUGGUGACUCUUGAGCCAUUUGACUCGCCACUCCAAAGUGUUCAUCCAUCUAAAGUAAUUGAUUCAGUAGUCACUCCUAGUGUAGCUCCCCCUAGUGGUAUCGUUCUAAUUAUUUACCGUUGUUUGCACUGCAGUGCCGCCCUCUCACCAUUGAGUUCAAUGUCAUCGUUUUGGGACUUGUUAAUAAAAACGAGUCCUGAAAUUCGACUGGCAAGUCUCGACCUGUUUGAUUGGCCGCUCAGAGGUAAUGUCUCAAUCGUCACGCCCCCUAGUGACACUGUUGUUGUUUUCUCUUCUCUUCUCUUCUCCCUGAUGAAUUGAGAGCCAUCGUUUUGUCAUUUAUUCAUAAGAACGAGUCCUGAAAUUCGAUUGGCGAGUGUUGACCCAUGUGAUGCUUUAAUUUAACGCCAGACCGUUCACUCGAGGUAAUCGACUCUGUCAUCAGUCCCAAUGUAGCGCCACCUAGUGGCACGAUUCUAAUUAUUUCCCAUUAUUUGCUCUCUGAUGACUUGAGGUUUUCACACACCUGGAGAUCGGGCAGCACUUGUCACCGGUGGCACUUCACUCCUCGCUGUUAGACCGGUGAGGUCUUGAAUUUCCAUUUUUGGCAGCUGCUCGCUUUUCGGUUUGUGUCGCCGACUUCCCAUCAGAUGUACUCGCUCGUUGGCGUCCCGAGAGGCAUGAGGUCAUGUGACUGAUCCCCUGUGAGCCCCGAAUUCACGCAGACCGCCAUAAAUUUGAACAAUUCCGGAAUGGCCUCCAAGCACAUCCCUGAUUUCUGUUGUCAUUUUAACAGAAUGGGAUUUUUUUUCCUCCUUCUUUUCUCAAUUGUGUUACUUUAAUUUUUUUCUUCUUUGGGAAACACUUGAAAUGGCAAACUGAACACAAUUUUAUGUAUUGUUCUUUUUUGUAAUAAAAAGUAAGGAUGCCUGAUUUG